GGAUCAGGAAGUGGGCAGAGUCUAUGCAGGAAUCCCGAGCCGAGCUUAACGCCAACGGCCGUCUUCUCUCGAUCGGUCAACCGUUUCACCGUUUUCUCCUUUAACAUCCAGGUUACAUGCUGCGGGGCUUCCUCUCUGGUCGACGCAGACGCUUUUCUCCGGAUCUGUUCGUUUCGCAGCUACAGCUAUGACUUCUCUCACGCAGAGAACCUCGGGCCUCGUCCAGCGGAGGACCGAGGCCAUUCGCAGCGCCGCCGCCGACAAGGAGAGGGAGUCCGGCGGGGAGGAGGACGAGGUGCGCCGCGGGGAGGAGGAAGACGACGACAAGGGGGACUCGAAGGAAACCAGGCUCACGCUCAUGGAGGAAGUGCUGCUCUUGGGCCUCAAGGAUCGAGAGGGCUACACGUCUUUCUGGAACGACUGUAUUUCUUCCGGCCUCCGCGGGUGUAUGCUGGUGGAGCUGGCCCUCAGGGGGAGGCUACAGCUGGAGGCCUGCGGUGUGAGGAGGAAAAGCCUGCUCGCCAGGAAGGUGAUCUGCAAGUCCGAUGCUCCAACAGGAGACGUGCUACUGGAUGAGGCCUUGAAGCACAUCAAAGAAACCCAGCCUCCAGAGACUGUCCAGAGCUGGAUAGAGUUACUGAGUGGAGAGACCUGGAAUCCCCUCAAGCUGCACUACCAGCUGAGAAAUGUCCGAGAACGCCUGGCAAAAAACCUGGUAGAGAAAGGAGUUCUCACCACAGAGAAACAGAACUUCCUGCUUUUUGACAUGACCACACAUCCACUCACCAACAGCACCAUCAAACAGCGCCUUGUCAAGAAAGUCCAGGACUCUGUUUUGGAGAAGUGGGUCAAUGAUCCCCACCGCAUGGACAAGCGAGUUCUGUCCCUGAUUCUUCUGGCUCAUUCAUCUGACGUCCUUGAGAACGCCUUCGCCCCACUCCAAGACGACCAGUACGACUUGGGCAUGAAGAGAGUCCACACUCUGCUAGAGCUGGAGCCUGAGAAAGAGAGCACAAAGCCCAACACCAACGAACUAAUGUGGGCUGUGGUGGCGGCAUUCACUAAAUGAAAAUACCUGAUUACUUGGACUGAAAGAUCUGGCUAUGGUCUGUGUUAUUUAAUUGGUUGAAGGACUUCACUUAAUAAGACAGACUUCACUCUAAUGAGACAAUCUAUUUUGGUUGGGGAGCCUGUUUAUACAUCUAUUCCGGAUGACGUUUUGGUGGUUGUCCAUAUUAUCACAGUGCAAUCUGAUUGGUGGUGGGCUUCACCGAGUAACAGUUGGUUGGAUGGAACGGUCUCUAAAUGAAAAACGACUGGCUGAGGUAAAUAAUCUGCCGCUGCAAAGCUGGAUUUACUUAAAAAAACAUCAACACUAUGAACAGAUGGGUUUCUGUUAAUGUUAGAUGACAUCAGAGAACACAGCAGGUGGCAGCCACAGUAGUCAUGGUGGAAAUGAAGAUAUUGACUGGGGCCAAGUUUCCCUUCUACACCACGGGAACAUCAUCUCUACAUUACUUCAAGAUCAGGCCAGAAUCUGAAAGCUGGUCUCCAUACUCCCACAUGCUUAUGCAAGGAUAAAGGAUAGCAGAUCACACGGCUAUUGAUGCUCUUGCACUCCUGCUUCCACCUGUUCAUUCCCACUUGUGUUGGGAGUACAUGCUUAGGGUUACUGUUAGAGCAGACUACCUGAAUGUUUACCACAUUUUUUUCUCUUCAAAUUCUCUUUCCUCCUUUCUUCCUCAUUGUAUUUUGAGGAGGCCAGAGAGGAUAAAUACUAGAGUUCAGCUCCUGCAUCAGUAAGCGUGCGGUGGAUAAUUUGGCUCUAAUAAAAUUUGGCCUAAAUGAAGAAUUAAACCUCAACUCUGACAAAUUUCUUUUAUUUUCUAUUUUCGCGAGGGUCCAUUCUGAGUUUAUAGAACGUGGCUAGUCUUCCAUUUCUAUUUAUGUUGCUAGUCGAUGCUUGGAGUAGCCUGCCGUUUAUCAGCUAUUUUGCACAGUCAAUAGCCCUGUAGGUAGGAUAGUAUUUAUAGGUAUUUUUCAUGGGUUGAGUAACCCACUUGUGAAGAAGAGAUUGAAAAUUAUGAACCUUAGCAACUAUGGUAAAAUAAAAAAAAAGGUCUCACUUAUUUUGUCUACAGCUAUUGAGCUAUGUGCAUACUUUAAAAUCAUUCCUCUGCACAUCUGAAAAAAUAAAUUACAAUGCUUCUGCUAUUUUUUUAAAAUAAUGAAUCAAGAUGUAAAGAUGCAGGACGGACAGGUUCUGAUCUGUUCAGAUUUGGAUCUUUAAACAAGCUACACAAAAUUUACAAUGAUCAUUAGUUCCUGCUUAUACUAAUAGGCUGAAUAUUGUUAGCCAAAUGAGCUAGCUUCAGUUUAGUUAAUGUUAAAGGGUUGAUUCACCCAAAUUUAUAUGCAUAUAUAUAUUAAAAAAACAAUUUUUCUCACUUAACUAUAGUGGUAUCUAGUCAUGCAGACAGUCACGAUAGUGUUUGUGCUUUGGGAUAUUUGUCUCUGAAUACAGUGAGGGUGAACUGAAAAAUUCUCAUCAUAGGCAGCACCUCAAGCAGGAGUUACUCUGUGACUAAAUCACGUUUGACAAUAAACUGUUUUCCUUCCACUUAAGAAAUGAUCCCUAUAAAACCUGCAUGUUGGGUGGAUUAUAUUAUACCACUAGUUACCACUAGAGGUAAGCGAGGAAAUGUUUUGUGUAAUUUGGGUGAGCUGAUCCUUUCCCUCUUGCAGUAUGAUGCAUCUCUCAGUUUGUAUGUCAUGUCAUAAUUAGAUGUUAUUUCUGUCUAAUAUGCCCAUGUGGGCACGUCGUAUUGUUUUAUACAUGCAGAUGAUGGGAGGGUUACUUGGGCCCAGAAUAAUCCUUGUCAAUGACUGAAAUAUUUAAACAACAUGCACUCAUUUGGAACAAAAACUAACUCCCAACAUGCUUCAGUGCAGCUCUGGGAAACCUUAUAAAGUCACGAUUAUAGACAUUGUUCUGGUGUGAUGGGAGUGAUCUGUGGAUGAAGUUACAUCACAUAUUGUUUGAUGGCAUACUUACAGUAUAGUUCUGUCUUCUUUUUUUUUUUCAACCUACAAAAUACUGAUGGGUAUGAAGAACUGUUGAGAUGCGUUUACAGCAGAGACCAUGCAUGCUACUGGUGGAAGGCUGGGGUACUUGUGGAUGUAGCUACAGAGAAAAGGCUUGUAUGUAAUUAUUAGUCAUUUUAUGUGUACGAUCUAAUGGAAUUCAAUGAAAGGGAUCUUCUCUCCUAUCCUCUAUAAUUCUGUAUGCUUUUUGUAUUACCACACAAAAUAAAGUAAGGAUCCUUUAAGUGCCUGAAUUUACAA
Molecule: messenger RNA, 3345 nt
Organism: Amphiprion ocellaris (clown anemonefish)
Lineage: Eukaryota; Metazoa; Chordata; Actinopteri; Pomacentridae
Product: Golgi phosphoprotein 3-like
Exons: 5
Coding region: 188-1069 (293 amino acids)
Biological process (GO): Golgi organization; retrograde vesicle-mediated transport, Golgi to endoplasmic reticulum; Golgi to plasma membrane protein transport
Cellular component (GO): trans-Golgi network; cytosol; Golgi cisterna
Molecular function (GO): phosphatidylinositol-4-phosphate binding
Source: RefSeq, a predicted model, not a curated record